UGAGUGUCGCGACAGAAGUUUUUGUUUUUGUUUUUUGAGAAACAGUCCGCGACAGAAGUUUGCGUUCCCUUCCCACAAAAAGAAAAGAGGUUCCGCCAGCAGCCCAGCGCCCCAAGCCACGUACACACUUUGCGGCCCACCACCUAGCUUGCUUAAGAAUAAUAGAGAUCCCCCGGCCUUCUUCCCUGUAAACUGCUCUCCCGUUCAGCACUCCACACCUCCCACCCACCUACCUCGCUUCCGCCGUUGACCAUAGCCUGAGCAGGAGCUUUGAGAUGGAGGAAGAAGCUCUGAGGGCGGCGAUGGAAGACGCCUUUCUGGAGGGCGCGGUUGAAUGGCGAGCGGACACCAUCCUCCAGACCCUGCGGAUGGACAAGCUGGAUGCGUGGAUCCGCGGAGAGGGGCUUGCCGAUGAGAUCGAGGGGCUCAAAUCUGAGAUCGAUGAAGUCAUGGCGACGGUAUCCUAUGUCAAGGGGAGGGCGGUAGGCAACAGGCGGAUGGCGAGGUCUCUCGCGGCGCUCAAGCAGAAGCUCUUCGACGCCGAUGACGCUGUCGACGAGCUCGACUACUACAGACUUCAACACCAUAUCGUCGAGGUCGAAGGAGGCCAACACGCGCUGCCGUCUUCAUCCAACGCGCACAAUCGCUUCGCUUCCGAUGGUGUUACCCAGUCUUUCACCACAGCCACAACGACUACCGCUGCAGUUACUUUGCAGGAGCCCGAAGGCAUGCAUGAAGCAGCGCGAGUAGAUCAUGGCACAUCGAUGGGUGAUGGUGAUAAUAUACUGCCGAGAAGAGGUCGUGGCAAAAAAAGAUCCCCACAUUGGAUUGAUUUUGACGAGAUAUAUGACACUGAUGGAAAGACCGUGGGGGCAAAAUGUAGACACUGUAAAAAGAAACUUAAAUACGACGGUAAACAAGGGCCAAGAGUCUUGAUGACUCACUCCAAUAGUGCCAGGUGUAAGAAUACGCGAGAACCACGUCCCCAGCCGCCAAGCCAUUCAAGCAUGGAUGAUGCUACUGAAAAUGCUACCCCCGUUGCUGUCAGUAAUUCACCCAGCAUACCAAGGAUGGGAACGAAUCCAGAGCCAACACAAAUCACCGCAGCUGUUGCUCACCCUUGGAAUAAGGACGAAAUUUCCAGUAAGAUACAGAAAAUAACUCAUCAGUUGCAAGGCAUCCGAGGGGAUGUGACAAAGGAUCUCAACAUGCUUGGGUCACAUUAUGGUGCAAGUUCAGCUCACCAUCAAAGUACAGCCUCAGAUCCAAGCCGAAGAACAUCAAGUCUUCUUCAAGGCAAAGUGUAUGGGAGAGACAAAGAGAAGAACACCAUCAUACAGCUGAUGACUGCUGGGAAAUCUGACAGUUUGACUGUUGUGCCCAUUGUAGGCAUUGGAGGUACUGGGAAGACGGCUCUCGUGCAAUUUGUAUAUAAUGAUCCGAAAGUGCAAAACCAAUUUGACCACAGCAUAUGGGUUUGGGUGUCUAAUAGCUUCGAUGAAAUGAGACUCACAAAAGAGAUGUUAGAUGUUGUCCCUCAAGAAAAGCACGAAGGGUUAUGCAGCCUUGACAAGCUUCAGCAGGUCUUGAAAACUCAUAUUGAAUCAAAGAGGGUUCUACUGAUUUUAGAUGAUGUCUGGGAUGGCAUGAACGAUGGCAAACUGGACCUAAUACUGGCUCCUUUCAAGUCAAGCAAUGCAAAUGGCAAUGUGAUCCUUGUGACGACCAGAUAUCUGUCUGUUGCGAAAAGGAUGGGAACGACUGAACCAGUCGUGUUACAUGCUCUGGGAGGGUAUGAUUUUUGGUUAUUGUUCAAAGCACGAGCAUUUCGUGAUGAGAACUAUGAAGGAAAUCUAACAAAUAUUGGACGGGAAAUAGCAGGCAAGCUAAAAGGCAACCCAUUAGCAGCAGUAACUGCAGGGGAACUAUUAAGAGUUGAUCUUACUGUUGAUCAUUGGACUAAAAUUCUCAAGGACGAAGGCUGGAAAUUGUUGGGGCUCAGUGGAGGCAUCAUGUCUUCUUUGAAGUUUAGCUAUGAUCAGCUGCCAUACCAUCUACACCAAUGCUUAACGUUUUGUUCUAUAUUCCCUGAUAAUCAUGAGUUUCUUGAUGAGGAGUUAGUCCGUAUUUGGAUUUCCCAAGGAUUUGUCAAGCAGAGCAAUCCAAGUAAGAGAUUGGAGGAUAUAGGAAUGGACUAUUUAUCAGAUUUGGUGAACCUGAGCUAUUUUCAGCGAGUUGUUAGAAAAGAUUCAUAUGUUGUGUGUGGUCUUAUGCAUGAUUUUUCAAGGAUUGUUUCAAGAACUGACUGUGCAAUUAUAGAUGGUCUAGAAUGCACUGAUAUAUUGCCAACUGUACAACAUUUGUCAGUAGAGUGCAAGAAAGAUCAGCAUGGGAACGUGUCUUGGAGUAGCAAGUUUAAAGAAGAUUUGCGAAAAACAGUUACAUCUGUGAGAAAACUGAGGACGUUACUGUUAAUCGGGCAAUAUGACUGUUCCUUCUUCCAAUCCUUCGAAGACAUAUUCCAGAAGGCACACUAUAUACGUCUGCUGCAAAUAUCAGCAACAUUUCAAGAUUUUAAUUCCCUCGUGCGCAGUUCUGUAAAUCCUACUCAUCUUCGCUAUCUAAAGCUUACAGUCAAUGAGGUGCAGGGAGAUUUGCCUCAGGUUUUGAGCAAUUUUUGCCACCUUCAAGUAUUAGAUGUCGGCUCAAACACUCAUCUUGAUGUAGCUCAUGGAAUGAAUAAUCUUGUCAGUUUGCGGCAUCUUGUUGUAGCUUCCAUAUACAGAAUUGGCAAAUUGACCUCACUUCAGACACUAAGCAAUUUUAGCGUACAAGAUUCUAAUGGCUUUCGGAUUAUAGAACUUCAAUCCAUGAAUGAUCUUUCCCAACUUAUGAUUUCUCAACUUCAAAAUGUUAAAACUCUGGAGGAGGCUUGUGGGGCAGGAUUGAGAUAUAAACGACACUUAGAAAAGCUGCACUUGUCCUGGAAUAUGUCAGAUGUUGAAUCUGACUCGGAUGGCAGCAAUGAAUCCGACUCAGAUGGCAGCAAUGAAUCUGACUCAGAUGACAGCAAUGAAUCUGCGAAUGUCAUGAGCUCUGAACCUUCUACCAGCAAAGAAACAGAGGAGUGCUUGCAAACAGAAGUACUUGAGGGUCUUGAACCACAUAACAACCUGAAACAUCUUCAGAUAACUGGGUACAAUGGUGCUACCUCUCCAUCCUGGCUUACUCGCAAUAUCUCUCUUUCGUAUUUACAGACUCUGUAUUUGAAUGGCUGUGGAGAAUGGCGGAUACUUCCAUCUUUGAGAGGGCUUCCGUUUCUUGCAAAGUUAAACUUAAGAAACAUGCCAAAAUUAGAAGAAGUAUCGGUUCCUUCAUUGGAGGAGCUGGUGUUAGUUAAAAUGCCAAAGUUGGAGAGAUGCUCCUGCCUUUCCUUGAGGGAGUUGAAUUCUUGUUUAAGGGUUCUGAAGAUUAUAAAUUGCAUUGCAUUGAAGGUGUUUGAUCUGUUUGGGAACGGCCAUAAACUUAAUAUUGAGCAGAAGUCAUGGUUGCCACGUAUUUGGGAACUCAUUAUCCACAACUGCCCUCUUUUGCUGGUACCACACCCUUUACCAUCUUCGAGUAUUGUUUCUAGAAUUUCCAUGAUCGGAGCUUUGAAAUUUCCAAUAAUGAAUUUACGGUCCUGUGGAAGUUUAGCCAUCGGCAAGGAUUCUGAAGAUGAUGAAUAUGGUUCUGACGAGGAUAGUCUUGAGGAGCUUUCUGAUGAGCUGUUGGCGUUAGAUGGAAAGAUAUUGGCAUUCCAUAAUCUAAGGUUCCUGACAGAGUUGAUAAUAGAUUACUGCAAAAGCCUCACGUCUAUUUCACUAAAAGGAUUAAGUCAACUUGUAUCUUUAGAGACACUGAGAAUAAAGAACUGUCCAGGACUUUCUGGUUUCGAUGUUCCGCCAGAGCAUACCCAUGAAGAUUUGACAGUUGCAAAUUACAACACCCUCCCAUCACUCGAAUAUCUAGAGAUUUGGUCAUGUGGAAUAGCGUGGGAGUGGCUAUCUCUGAUUCUGCAACAUGCGCCAGCACUAACGGAAUUGGAUUUAUGGGACUGCCCAAAAUUGGAAUCUCUACAGCUGAACUCCUGCACGACACUGCAAAAGUUGAGCGUAAUUGACUGUGAAUCGCUCGGCACACUAGAGCUGCACUUUUGCACGGCAUUGGAAGAUUUGUUCAUCUGUGAAGCUGCAGUCUGCGUGCUAGAGGGCUCGCAAUCACUCAGGAAGUUGCGACUCCGUGGCAGCCAUUAUUUGGAAUCUCUAAAACUGCACUCCUGCACGGCACUGGAAGAGUUGGAUAUUCGGAGCUGCACACCAGACCAUGCCCUCCCAUCACUCGAAUAUCUAGAGAUUGGGUCAUGUAGAAUAGCGUGGGAGUGGCUAUCUCUGAUUCUGCAACAUGCGCCAGCACUAACGGAAUUGGAUUUAUGGGACUGCCCAAAACUGGGUUCUCUACAACUGAACUCCUGCACGACACUGGAAAAGUUGAGCGUAGAUGACUGUGAAUCGCUCGGCACACUAGAGCUGCACUUUUGCACGGCAUUGGAAGAGUUGAAUAUUUGGAGCUGCCCAUCACUCUGUACACUAGAGGACCUCCCGCCUUCUCUUGAGGAGUUGACAAUCUUCCGUGGCAGUGAGGAGCUGAAACAUCAAUCCAUAUCGCGGGCAUCAAGCAAGUUAAAGGUCAAAAUUGACGGCCAAUAUGUGAAUUGAUUACUCGGUGGCUUGUUAAGCACAACCUGCACAGCAGACAUAGUUGCACACUUGUACUGCUUUUGAGUUCCUUGACAGGAUUGCUGUCACCUCAGAACCUCAUCCUGAUGCGAUCUGUUUACUGACAUACAGAUAUAGUUGCACAGCCAUCCCUCCCUCGAGGUUGGAGAUCUGAAGAUAUCAGAUUGUGUCAAGGCUGCUGGAAAUGGGCCUCCCACCUUCACUGGAAGAGUUGGACAUCUUGCUUUGCAGUGAGGUCCUGAACGAUCAAUGUAGAAUGCUCACAACAAGCAAGCUAAAGGUCGGCAUUAAUUUCCAAGAUGGGAAUUGGUUAGUCGUUGUCUUGUUAAGCAUGAGUUUGUACCUGCACAAAAGAUAUCGUUAUACUUCCUAUGAGUUCCGGGACAGGUUUGCUGCCUUGUCAACUCGUAGCAGUCAAUUUCCUGUCCAAAAGAAAAGAUAGUAGUCAACAGGAGCUCUGAGACACAAUUUCUGAAAAUGCAUCGUGUUAUUCAUCACAAGUUGGCCUGAAAAUGCAUUAGGUUGUUCAUCACAAGUUGGCCUGAAGAAGCUUACAAAACUUUCCGGAAAUACACUGCAGCUAUACUAAUGCACUUUAUGUUUCUGAACUCCACCUCUUAGGUCUUAGCCAGCAUAUGUUGCUCCGUCAGAAUUCUGGAUGUGUCAGCGGACACCUGAUUAAUCCAUAGAUCUGAACAUGCAACCUUGCUGGGUUUGGCUACAAAUUUUGCUCGUUGUAAUACAUUCUAAGGAAUUCAUUUUGUUUUGGGGUUUCUUUUGUGAUGCCACAAUGCCAACAUGUUGUGCUUCAGACCAUGCCUGGUUAUUCAGACAGUUUUGCUACAGGCCUGUAGAGGAACUAAAUCUUGUUACAGGCUUUGUGCCUGUGUUUACAGGCUUGUAGACACGAUUCUGAACUGA
Molecule: messenger RNA, 5699 nt
Organism: Aegilops tauschii subsp. strangulata
Lineage: Eukaryota; Viridiplantae; Streptophyta; Magnoliopsida; Poales; Poaceae
Molecular function (GO): ADP binding
Source: RefSeq, a predicted model, not a curated record